AACCUCUCAUUUCACAAUUCGAUUAGACAUGUUGAGCCGCCGCGUCUUGUCCGUCGUCUCCCGCGUCGCACGCUUCUCUCCUGCUGGAGCCCGCGCCUUCCACGUCGAGGCGUCCAAGGCUUCGAUCACGGACGCCAUUGCCAAGGAGAAGGUGCUUGUGUUCUCCAAGACCCACUGCCCAUACUGCGCGCGCGUCAAGGGAACGCUGGACGUGCUGGACGCCAAGUACCAGGUGGUAGAGCUGGACACGUGCGACGACGGCGCUGAGAUCCAGUCGCUGCUGCUGGACAUCACGGGUCAGCGCACGGUGCCCAACGUCUUUAUCAACGGCAAGCACAUCGGCGGCUGCGACGACGUCAUGGUGCUGCACGCCAAGAGCGAAUUGGUGCCCAUGCUCGAGAACUGAGCUGAUGACUAUAAGACCACAUGCACCGUGUCAAUCUAACUGAACAUGUGCAUUGUCAAAGCUUUACGUACGUCAAGCACAGUGUGAUUCUUAUGUGUUGAAGGAGUUACCUACUUGCUUGUUCUCGAUCGCUGACUGCAUUUAGACCGAGGUGGUGCCCGGGCAGUCGUCGAAGUCGCCGAUAAUCAUUUCGUCCAGCGAACGGCCUGCUCCGACCAUGGGGUAGCAGUGCUCGUUCUUCUCGACCAUAAACUCACCUAAGAUGGGGCCCUCAGCAGCGAGGAACCGGGCCAUGUCUUCCUCGAGCGUGUCUUCCUCUGAACAGCGGAAUGCCUCGCAGUUCAUCGCCUCAGCGAACUUGACAAAGUCCGGGUUAUUCAUCUUGGUACCCGAGUACCGCUCCUCGUAGAACAGGUCCUGCCACUGCUUGACCAUGCCCUGGAAGUUAUUGUUAAGCAGCAGAACCUUCACGCCGAUGUUGAACUCAGCAGCAGUCGCCAUCUCGGCAAGCGUCAUGGAGAAACUGGCGUCGCCGUCGAUGUCGACAACGAUGUUGUCAGGCUUAGCGGCCUUGGCACCGAUGGCAGCCGGGAGACCGAAACCCAUCGUACCCAGACCACCAGAAGUAAUCAUUGAGUUCGGACGUGACCACCGGUAGAACUGAGCGGCCCACAUCUGGUGCUGACCCACACCCGUGGUGAUCAGCACGUCAUUACGGCCCUUGGUCUGCUUGUACAGCUCCUCAAUAACACGCUGCGCCUUCAUCGGUGCGCCGGGAGCAGGCGCACGGUAACGGAACGGAUACCUUGCCUUCCAGCCCUGGAGCUUCUUGUGCCAUUCAGUACGCGGCUUGCUCUCUAUCUUAGGCAAGAUCUGCUGCAGAUUGUACUUGGUGUCGCCGAGCACCGACACAUCAGCAGGCACGAUCUUGCCCACCUGCUUGCCUGUGAUCUCGAAGUGGAUGAUACCACCACGUCCCUCAGCGGAGGCACGACGUGCCUCGCGUGCGAAGUCCGGUACACGACCGGUCACACGAUCAUCGAAGCGUGCGCCGAGUGUGAUAAUGCAGUCAGCGUCCUGCAUGGCCUUGUUGGCGUACACAGAGCCGUGCAUUCCCAGCAUGUGCAGACUGAGCGGGUCACGCUCAUCGAAGGCACCCAUGCCCUGCAGCGACGUGGUAACAGGGAUGUUGGCCUGGCGCGCAAGAGCACGGAGCUCCUCGCUAGCGUGCUGAACACCUGCACCGGCGAAGAUCAGCGGCUUCUUCGCCUUGUUGAUCAUCUUGAUAGCGGCAGCCAGGUUGGCGUCCUGGUUCACGCGGUUGCCCUCGAUCUUCUUCUCACCGUAGUAGCCAAGCAGUUGGGGCUCAGUGUAAACGGGGCUCUUGCACAGACCAGCCGUGAUAUCCUUGGGCAGAUCCACCAACACGGGGCCGGGACGGCCGGUCGUGGCGAUGUGGAAGGCUUCGCGAAUGUUGCGUGCCAAGUCGCGCACGUCACGCACCUGCACGUUCCACUUGGUGCACGGGCGAGUGAUACCCAGCACAUCGGCCUCCUGGAAGGCGUCCGUGCCCAGCACCUGGGUGGCCACUUGACCACUGAAUACCACGAUGGGGGUGCCGUCCAUGAGCGCGUCCUGCAGCGGCGUGACGGUGUUGGUAGCUCCAGGUCCGGAAGUCACCAGCACGACACCGGGCUUGCCAGUAGCGCGGGCGUAGCCCUGGGCCAUGUGUCCAGCGCCCUGCUCGUGCCUUGUAAGGAUGAAGUCGAAAUGCUUGCUCUCGUGGAUGGCAUCGAACACCGGGAGGAUGGCACCACCAGGGUAGCCGAAGACGCAGUCGACACCCAUCUCGGCCAGCGUCUCGUGGAAAAUCUCGGCGCCAGUCUUGCCGAUAAACUUGUCUGUGCUCUUGGGCUCCGAGCGCUUGUGCUCUUCCUGCACCUUUGUCGUCGACAGCUCGCGCGAGUUGUCGGUGGCGGCCACCACAGGCGUCUGCAGCCCGCGAGCGGCCGACGAGAAGGCUCUGCGGGCCUGCUGCUGCUUAGUAGCGGUGCGCAGCGCGCGCGUAAGCUGACGGGCUCUCAACAUGGUGGUCUGCAGAGGGCUACGCUAAUCGGGAUCUGACCUCCACCACACCAGAACCGACCGAUGUUGAUGCAGGACGUUUUAUGUAUAGCAGUGACUGCGCAAACGGUUUUAUGACAUUGACUUGGGUUUUGUAUGUACACUA
Messenger RNA from Phytophthora nicotianae INRA-310, 2636 nucleotides. RefSeq names its product glutaredoxin. The coding region runs from base 29 to 406 and encodes 125 amino acids. The transcript is spliced from 2 exons. Gene Ontology annotation, cellular component: cytoplasm. The record is from RefSeq and is a predicted model, not a curated record. Gene Ontology annotation, biological process: cellular response to oxidative stress. NCBI's taxonomy places the organism in Eukaryota, Oomycota, Peronosporomycetes, Peronosporales, Peronosporaceae. Gene Ontology annotation, molecular function: glutathione disulfide oxidoreductase activity.